AGCCUUUUGUUUGUUUUCCUGCCGGAGGCUGGAAAACGGCCGGGUUCCUGCUGCACUACCAUGCGCCGUGCGGCCCGUGCGACUCGGCGGACCUCGCGGGCGUCCCUGCACGCAUCCCUCGGCCGGUCUUAGCAGGGAUUGUCCCCAUUUCCAGCUCCGGAGCUGGCGGCUGUGCCCCGCUCGUCGAGGAGCUGCGCUCACCGCAGGGGCGGGCCCCCGCCUGAGUUCGCGGCGCCAGUGAAGCAUGACCUGUGAUAAAGUAUUGAUAACAUGUAACUGCCCUUGUGACUACCAUAAAAGAUGAUGCCUGAGAACCAGAAAGGUAAAGUACUGCUGUGUAAUGCCCAGCUACAUGUUUGGCAAUAUCAUGAAAGUUACUAGCUGCUUGAACUUGUGGUUCCCCGAAGAUAGUUAUUAAUGUUUUUGCCCUCUUGGACAUUGCCUUUGCUUUAAAGGAGAAUUUACUAGAGAAUGAUUUAACUAAGACAAAGGUGAGGGAGAAAAAUGUAAGAUAUACAUGCCUUCAUGUUAUCUUAGCUGUUGAAAAGCAAAUUUUUUCCUAAAUAAGUGUAAAAGUUUUUAGAAGGAGUCAUAAUUUUGGUACCGUAGUCCCAAUACAGUUGUCCAGUUUGCAAAGAAGUGGGGCAUGACAGGAUGGCAGUGAGGGUGGACAUGGUAGUACAGAAAAAUCACCUAUGGUCAGGAUUGCCUUUUGAAGCUCCAUAAGUUGUUCAUUCAUUAGUUAAUUCAUUCAACCUGUCUUUAUUGUGAGUCCGUACUUGUGCCAACUAUGCCAAUUCUCUGGGAACUGAGUACUAGGAAUACAGUUGUGAACACAGCAAUGUUUCUGCCCUCACAGAGCUUAUAUUCUAAGGUUAAACACAGCUUGUAUGUAGCCCUGUAACCUACAGGUAAAUGAGGGUUCUAUGGAGAGUACUAAAGUGCUUCUGCUUAUUUGGGAGGUUUCCUCAUUUUCAGGGCUUGACAAACUAUGGCUUGUGUGCCAAUCCUUCCUGCUGCCUGUUUUUGUAAAUAAAUUUGUACUGGAACACAGCCAUGCCCAUGUAUUUACAUAUUGUCUUUGACUGCUUUCAUGCUACAAUGGCAGAGUGAAGUUGUGAUGGAGAUGGAGAGCCUGCAAAGCCUAACCUGUUUACUGACCCUUCACAGAAAAAGUGUGCUGAUCCCUGCCCUAUUUUAUUUUUACAUUUAGCCUUUACUUCCUUUACGUUAAUUCAUUUUGAUUUUUUUUAUACAUGCUAGGAAAGCAUCUUACCCUGAGAUCAGCUCCUCUGUCAAAUGUGUUGUAAUAUGUAUAUAGAUACUGAUAAUAUGUGGCUGACCUUGUAACUACCAUAAAAGAUAAUGCUUUAGAACCAGAAAGGUAAAGUAUUAUUGUGUAAUGUCCAGCUACUUAUUUGCCAAUAUCAUGAAAGUUAUUAUCUACAUGAACUUGUAUGUGAUAUGCUCUUAGUCACUCCCCUAUCUUCACUAUCCCUUAUCUUGCCCACCCCUGAAACACAGGCAAGCAGGACUGUUGCCACCCUCGGCAGUUUUCAUUAAGCUGGGGACUCUCAUUCUAGCUCAUCUACAGUUUCACACAUGGCAGGGUAAAGGUUUGUUUUUCUGGCUGUUUUUUUUUUAAUUUUUUUAACAUUUCACCUUUACAUCAGUUCUUUACAGUCCACUAAAGCCAACUGUGUGUCCUAGUUUAAAAAUCAUCUGCAAGCGAUUGAAGAAUUUUUUUAAGGUUCAAGGCAUGAGCACCUUUGAUAUUGUAAGAGAAGCGACAGGGAGUUGUGGAAGCUUCUCGUGGGAUUAAGGACCUAGUGCAGGAUGAGUUCUUUUUUCAGAAGCUGGGAUUGAAAGAGGAGAGGGAUGGUAAAGGUAUGAAGCAGUUUCUGGGGCACAGAAGAGGGCACAUGACGUAACAGAUUAUCUUCUCUUGUUAGCAUCCAGUUGAUGCAAUAGCUGAAUGCAUCUUUAAUUCACUCCUCUGUCAGGGUAAAGACAAAGCAAGAUCCAUGUAAAGAAGGUCCCUUUGGCUUUGUAGCUACUAUUCCUUAUGCAGAAAAAAAGCAGUAGUCCAAGAGGCAAAAUGCUUUACAGUUUUGCUUGCUAAAAUGUACAGAGGCAGAAGAAUUACGUCCAGGAGAAAAAUGAAAACCCAGAUGUACUAUUUCUAGUAACUUUUUAAAAGAAAUUAACAGUGUUCACUGACUUUUGUAAAGUUAGGACACAUUCAAACCUAGAAUACAAAGUGUAAUUAUAAACCUGUAAAGGUAAAAUGGAACUCAGAAGUACCAUGAGAAGGGUCAUCUAAUGAUUUCGCAUAUAAUCCACUUUUCCCAGGAGGAUAAAUGAAAGUAACAGAAUCUUUUCCAUGUAAGAUAAUUAAUGCAAAGGGCGACAAGCUUCUUCUAAGGAACUGAAUGGUGUCAAUGGGCCUGGUAAACCACAACUCCCAGAGAACGCCAAGUUUGUUGUAAUUUUUUGUCUUCUGUCUUAGAAAAUGUGUAAUGAUGGCAUUAAUUCAUUGAUUAAGAUUUCAAAAUAAAGAAUGAACUACAAUUUUCCCUGCCCCUCGCCUCCGUUUUUUAGGCUGUGAAUGAGCAAGGCACCUGAUGCGAGCUGCUGGCCAUCAGCAGAUGUUCUUUGCCUGCACCGAGGAUUGAAGCUGAGGGGAGGGAAUUGGGGCAAAUCACAGGAAGGUUUUUCCCAAUGUCACCUAGCCAGGAACAUCCUAACAUUGACUUCAGAGGUUUGCUGGAACUCUUUGAAAGAGAGAUAAAGCUGUCUUUCUUUGUUAGUUGGGUACAGCCUUACCCAAAGGCCAGAGGCCUGAUCUGACUGCAUGGAGGGGCCUUUCUGUGACUCUCUGAGACUCAGUCGUCCGGGCAUUGUUGUGGGAGGGCCCAGGCUGCCUCCCUGCCCCAGCUAUUCUGUGGUAUUCACUGUUCUUCCACUUCAGAACUUCUAAACUUUUAGUUGGACCCAACAGUUUAUCUUUAUUUUGCGUAUGACAAAAUAGAAGCACUGAGAAUUUUGAGGUACUUAGCCAAGGUGGUACAGAAAAUAAAUAGCAAAGACUAAAACUCAAAUUUGGGCCCUUCAAACAAUCUUUGAGGACUUGCUACUGCCAGUGGAGUGAGAACACGAAGAUAAAGGAAUCUUGGAGAGUGUCGAGGAUGAAGCAGAGGGUGCACCUGCAGGUCACUGCCACGGGGAAGGGGCCAGCAGUGAGGUGAGGACAAGGCACUAUGGCAUCAAGGGAGAGGGGCCAUUCUCUGGGUCUAUAUGUGUGGGUUGGGGCAGGAGGCUUAGAAGAUGUGAUGUGUGAUCUCGGAAGAGAAGGAAUUGAUGUUUAAUGUUCACUGGGGCCUGGCUGAGGCAAUGGGGUGCUUGUGCGUCUCUUGAAAGAAAGGUAUGUAGCAUAGGGGAUCCUUCAGUGGUACUGUCUUCUCCACUAACCUUUGUUCAUGUGAUGCAAAAAGCAGAAAUAUUUAUCCGUUUUUUUCUUAGACAAAUACUAGCUCGAUUCCUGAUUCAGAGUCACAGAAUCACACAGCUUUAGAGGAAGAAACCACCUUAGAGCAAGUCCAAUGCCCUGAUUCCACCGAAAGUAAACCCAAGGACCAAGAGAUGCCCCGAGGCACAGCAGGCAGAAGACUGAUUUUUGAAAAUAUGUAUUUGGGAGAUAGUCACGUCCUAUUGAAUACCUUGUGCUGGUGCUGCCAUCGAAAAAUCUGGUUACAUUCUGGGGAGGACUGCUACCACUGCAGGACUGAACCGCUUCGGCCGUGAGAUGAGUGUCUGGCCUGAGCAGGCACACCAUGAAUAGAUACACAACAAUCAGGCAGCUCGGGGAUGGAACCUAUGGUUCUGUGCUGCUGGGAAGAAGCAUUGAGUCUGGGGAGCUGAUUGCUAUUAAAAAAAUGAAAAGAAAGUUUUAUUCCUGGGAGGAAUGCAUGAACCUUCGGGAGGUUAAGUCUUUAAAGAAGCUCAACCAUGCCAAUGUAGUCAAAUUAAAAGAAGUUAUCAGGGAAAAUGAUCAUCUUUAUUUUAUCUUCGAGUACAUGAAGGAAAAUCUUUACCAGCUCAUUAAAGAAAGAAAUAAGUUGUUUCCUGAGUCUGCCAUAAGGAAUAUCAUGUAUCAGAUAUUACAAGGACUUGCAUUUAUUCACAAACACGGCUUCUUUCAUCGAGACUUAAAGCCUGAGAACCUCCUCUGCAUGGGACCAGAACUUGUGAAAAUCGCAGACUUUGGUUUGGCCCGAGAAAUCCGAUCAAAACCUCCAUAUACAGAUUAUGUAUCUACCAGAUGGUACAGGGCUCCAGAAGUACUCCUGAGGUCUACCAACUACAGCUCCCCCAUUGACGUCUGGGCCGUGGGCUGCAUCAUGGCAGAAGUUUACACCCUCAGGCCACUCUUUCCUGGAGCCAGUGAAAUUGACACGAUAUUCAAAAUUUGCCAAGUGCUGGGGACACCAAAAAAGACUGACUGGCCUGAAGGCUAUCAACUUUCAAGUGCAAUGAACUUCCGUUGGCCACAGUGUGUACCCAAUAACUUAAAGACCUUGAUUCCCAAUGCUAGCAGUGAAGCAAUCCAGCUCCUGAGAGACAUGCUUCAGUGGGAUCCCAAGAAACGACCAACGGCUAGUCAGGCACUUCGAUAUCCUUACUUCCAAGUUGGACACCCACUAGGCAGCACCACACAGAACCUUCAGGAUUCAGAAAAACCACAGAAAGGCAUCCUGGAAAAGGCAGGCCCACCUCCUCAUAUUAAGCCAGUCCCUCCUGCCCAGCCGCCAACCAAGCCACACACACGAAUUUCUUCACGACAACAUCAAGCCAGCCAGCCCCCUCUGCAUCUCACGUACCCCUACAAAGCAGAGGUCUCCAGGACAGAUCACCCAAGCCAUCUCCAGGAGGACAAGCCAAGCCCGUUGCUUUUCCCAUCCCUUCACAACAAGAAUCCCCAGUCGGUGAGCAGCCCAGAUUCACCAAAAAUCACAGCUGGCCUGGAGCACAAAAAUGGUGAGAUAAAGCCAAAGAGUAGGAGAAGGUGGGGUCUUAUUUCCAGGUCAACAAAGGAUUCAGAUGAUUGGGCUGACUUGGAUGACUUGGAUUUCAGUCCAUCCCUCAGCAGGAUUGACCUGAAAAACAAGAAAAGACAGAGUGAUGACACUCUCUGCAGGUUUGAGAGUGUUUUGGACCUGAAGCCCUCUGAGCCUGUGGGCACAGGAAACAGCGCCCCCACCCAGAUGUCAUAUCAGCGGCGAGACACGCCCACCCUGAGAUCUGCAGCGAAGCAACACUAUUUGAAGCACUCUCGAUACUUGCCUGGCAUCAAUAUAAGAAAUGGCAUACUCUCGAAUCCAGGCAAGGACUUUAUUCCACCUAAUCCAUGGUCUAGUUCUGGCUUGUCUGGAAAAUCUUCAGGGACAGUGUCAGUAAUCAGCAAAGUAAAUUCAGUUGGUUCCAGCUCUACAAGUUCUAGUGGACUGACUGGAAACUAUGUCCCUUCCUUUCUGAAAAAAGAAAUAGGUUCUGCUAUGCAGAGGGUACACCUGGCACCUAUUCCAGACCCUUCCCCUGGUUAUUCCUCCCUGAAGGCCCUGAGACCUCAUCCUGGGCGACCAUUCUUCCACACCCAGCCUAGAAGCACUCCUGGGUUGAUACCACGGCCUCCAGCCGCCCAGCCAGUGCACGGCCGGACAGACUGGGCUUCCAAGUACGCGUCUCGGCGAUGACUAUCUGCCUUGGUGAUGAAUCUCUACAUAGGGAGAAGCAGGACACUUUCCCUCAGCUGACUGGUGUUCUUCCUGCAAGAUGUACAGAGGGCAGAAAAGCAAAUCAACACUUUAUAGUUAUUCUUCUGAACUAAGACAUGUCAAUAUUCUUUUUUAAAGUUUUUUUUAAAAUAUUGAUUUGAAUGCAGUACGCUUUUUUGUAUAAAAUUAUUUUAUUCUAAAACUGGGUCCCGUUAUUUUCUUAAACAACAGCAUUUUGUAUAUAUGGAUUAUGUUUUAGCAUUUUAUACAGUCAAGUUUGUAAUGAACUUUUUAAAGAUUAAUUGAUUUUCCUUUGGGGUUCCAGAUAAUAUUUUCUACAGACUUUGAAAAAUGUAAUAAUAUUAAUGCAGUAUUGCAACAGGGGUGCAAUUUAAGGCUAUGUGAUAGAGGGUUAUUUACUCAAUGUGUGCAGAUAUUUAUGAAGUGGUUAAAUUUUAAGUGUGGCUCACUAGGUACUUGAGGCCUUCUUGGACUGUUGUUAGAAAAGUGAUCCUCUGCUUUUCUUAACAGGUCAUUGGUUUGAUUUUUGGAUACCACUCUGCUGUUCUGAAAGGACUAUUGUAUAAUUCACUUUGUUUUACUUUUGUUCCCCAGAUGAAAGAACUCUAAGUAAAUACGUUUUAAAAAACCAUUUCAACACCCUUUAAUGUGGUUGCAGAUAUCACAUGAAACCAAGCUUAAUCAUUCUAUGCCAUUGUAUUCUAAUUUAUUCCACUUUUGAAAUCAAGUUGUAUGUGUACCAAUAAAAGGAGAGCUUUUUGUUUCAAAAGGCUCUCAACAUGAAGCUUAACACAGUCAAUCAAACUUACAUUCCUGCCAAGAUGCAUGGCCAAAAAACUAAGUAUCAAAGCAGCAGAAAGUUUUUGAUUAUAGUAACUGAGAUGGAAUUUUGCACCUAGCUCGGUUCUCCAGAUCUGGCUAGGAGCAGUCAAUGACUAAUCUUCUGUCCUAGCCAAAUUCUCAGGACAAUUUGGGGAGCAGAAAGAGUUAUGGCAGAGGUUCCACUCAUCUACGAAGUCACAGUCACGUGCCACAUUUGAUCUCCUAACCCUGGUGUAGUUUCUUUCAAGAAUGAGAACUCUAUUUGUUGGGCAGAGGCUGUUCCAUUGAGAGGAAUGUUUACAGCAAUUUUGAAAAUGACAAAGCCAGUUUGGAGACAGAAAAAGACAAAAGGUCCAGUCUCAUCCACCUCUAUAUGGUACAUUUGGCUCACUUAUGGUUGCCUUAAAGGCAAGAGGGAAGGUCACCAUCAGUGAACGCAAUGCAGUCUUGAACAGUGUAUUGACUCAUAUUCUCCUAGGGCUCAAACUACUUUCUUGGUUCCAGGAUAAUGACAAGUUGAACCAUAUGUAAGUAAUCUUUUUUUUUUUUUGGUUUUUGAGACGGAGUCUCACUCUGUCGCCCAGGCUGGAGUGCAGUGGCGUGAUCUUGGCUCUCUGCAACCUCCACCUCCCAGGUUCAAGCGAUUCUCCUGCCUUAGACUCCCAAGUAACUGGGACUACAGGUGCCCGCCACCACGCCCAGCUAAUUUUUGUAUUUUUAUUAGAGAUGGUGUUUCACCAUGUUAGCCAGGAUGGCCUCGAUCCCCUGACCUCGUGAUCCACCCUACUCCACCUCCCAAAGUGCUGGGAUUACAGGCAUGAGCCACCGCAUCCAGCCAAGUGAUCAUUUUUAUAGGUUAAAAUGAUAGGUGAAAUGAAUCUAGACACUUUCAUAUGGUUCAACCUAAUGACUUGGUAAAUUAUUGCUUUGGUAUAUUAAUAAUAUGUUGCAUUCAUUCUGAACAAAUUACCAUGGCUUCCAAAGAGCCUUAACCUAAAAUCAGAGAGGAAUUUACGCUUUGGAGAAUCUGACUCAAAAAUAUACUUGACCAAGCACCGUGGUCCCUAGGGGCAUGAGAAAAGCACAUAAUGGAUGUGGAUGUGAUAGGUGGUCUUUUCCUGUUGACAAGCUGGCAGCAAAGCUUCAGAAAAUAUAUAUGCAAGCACAACUUGAAGCUGAAUUCAUUUCUGUAUUAUAUUCUCAACUCAUUAUCUAAAGCAUCAGAAAAUGUGUUUUCAGAGAUGAGUCCUUUACUAUAAGGUUAAUAUUUAUUUUCAUUUUCUGUAUUAUAUAUGAAAAGUAAAUUAAUGUGAAACCUUGCCCAGCUUGCUGGAAAGCAGGUUUUAAAUUGUAAAUAUUCCUUAGAGGAGCAAAUGGAUUGUUUAAUACCAUAGUCUCGGUAAUCUAGCUUAUAUAAGGUCAUUACAUUUUUUAAUUGAAAAACCUAGUUACCUGAUUAUUACACAUUAUAAAAUUGUUUUUCUUCUAAUACUUUAUAGGGCCCAACUUCAGAAAAUACUUUGCUUUCUUCCUUUUACACUUUCCUUUGUUUACCAGCAAACAACUUCCCUGGGGAAGCCAAACAUAUUUAUAAAAAAAUCAAGUAGCUGAUGUGCAGUUGAGAAAAACUAAAAGACGGAGAAAACAAAUUCUAACUAGCAAAUGCUGUGAAGUACUCUUCCUCCCCCUCUCUGAAAUGGGUAAAGGACCAAUUGUGUAAAAAACCUAUGCGCUAUAGAAGGGAAUAGUAACCAUUUCUUUUGUCUCUCUGUUUUUGUUCUGACUGAGAAUCUGUGCAGCCAUUUCUUGUUAUAUGAAAACAAAAUGCUACUUGUGACCUCUAUUUUUUGUUACUGUAGAAUUAUAAAAUGUAAUGUAAGACACCAACAGAAAUGAUAUACCUGUAACUGUACCUAUCAGGACUAUACCUCAUUUACAGUCAGAAAGCUUACUGGGACGUCAGGAAAUGAUACAGGGUUGGUUCUCAUUUCGUGCUGAAAUGAGACAGAAGUUCAGUGACAAAGGUGCGCUGUGGGGGUAUCGAGGUCCCCCAGGUAGAGCCAGCAGAGCAGGGAAAACUGCAUUUGCAUAAAAACUACUCUUAACAUGAUUGUUCAUUUUACAGUAAAAUUCCAUUAAUUACCAAGCCCUCACCCAGCUCAUGUAUGAUAAAAUUUAUGUUGGAAGAAACGUGAUUUUCAAAUAAUUUUUUAAAUUUAUCUCUUGCCUAAAGGACUAUAUACAUCUAAUAUGGUAACACUAUGUCAUCUUCUGGAGUUAUCAAAAAUUGUAUGCAAUCAAGACAACACAAAAUAAGAAUUAUUUUAUUUUUAAGUGCACAUACAGGUACUGUUGGAGUUGAUGGGCACCAUGCUUUCUCAUGAAGUAGCAUUUCCCUACCAUCAAGCCAUUGUUUUGUGCCAUUCAGCAGAUGAAAAAAAGGAAUUUAUGCUGUACAUUUCAGUUCAGUGUAUGACCAAAAGCAAUAUGUUUAUAAGAAGAUGUUUGACAUACUAAUUAUUUUAUAUCAUUUAAACCAUACUGUAGCAACAUAAUAUAUGUAGCUAAUUUUUAGAAUUAUUUUUACAAUUUCCAACCAAAUGUACUGUACUGUUAUAUAAUUUAUUGUGAUGAUCUUCUCAUGGAAACCAUUAGGAAGACAAACUGGAGGUAAAUAUCACAUUAAUCUGUAUUAUCAAUUUCUUAUAGACACUGUGCUAAUGUGAAUUUUAAAUGACCUGCAUCAAGUCUUCUGAUUUCAGAUAACUCAGUACAGAUAGCAAUUAGUCACCUGAUUUGAUUACAAUGGAGUAACUGACAAUAUAUUUAUUUAUAAAGCAAAUAUUCAUAAUAAUGAGAAGAAUUCAGAGUAACCACUUAAGCAAGACCCUUCUGAAAUAAAAAUGUUGCUUUUUAAAUAGUUUGUCCUAAGGUGUUUAAAAAUGUCAACUUUAGGUAAGGAAAAAUUUCCUGCUCCAAAUAAAGUUGAAGUUUAAGAAAAAUUGA
Molecule: messenger RNA, 9623 nt
Organism: Macaca mulatta (Rhesus monkey)
Lineage: Eukaryota; Metazoa; Chordata; Mammalia; Primates; Cercopithecidae
Source: RefSeq, a predicted model, not a curated record